AUGUCGGCCGUCCAUGGGAAUCUCUCCCAUGCUAUGAGAGACAACUACAAUGAGCAUGGGGUGGAUGAAUACUAUAGAAAAGUAGCAGCGACAUAUAGGAACCCUUUCUACCCAGGCAUCAAGAAGGUGAUAUGGACAUUUAUGAAUCGGUGGUGGGAAGCGGAAGGGAGGUCAAUGUAUGGCUCUCAAGCUACAGACGACAGUACAUUACGGGUACUAGAUAUGGCUGCUGGGAGUGGUGAAGCUACUCUGUGCCUCCUUGAGUGGGCACAAUCAACUCGAGAUUUCACCUCCAACUCUUCCGCUCAGUCACCUGUAUCUGUCCCCCCUACAUCUCAAUCCAGUCAAGCGGUUCCACCAGAUCCUCUUGCGGCUCUACGAGCUAUGCAAUCACCUGUGGGCAGCGGCUCAAGUAGACCAGCUUUCAUACCCCCCAACGCACGUCGUCCAGCUCAGGGUCAAUCCUCAAAUGGGAAAGGGAAACAGGUGUUUGGCGGGAUGGAUCCACCAGAAUUGCCCGCGAAUUUUGGCAUAGAUAUAGAAGCUACAGAUCCUUACACAUCCCCAGCAUAUACAGACCGUACAUCCCGCUCUUGUCACCCACUAUCCUUCACAGACUUAGCUAAUGGUCUACUGCCCGAUGAUACCUCUCAGCCGAAGGGCGGCGGACCAAUAUGGGAUUUGAUAAUCUGUUCAUUUGCUCUGCACCUUGUUACUUCACCUUCGGAAUUGUUCGCCUUACUAUAUGAGUUGAGUGGGAAAGCUAGGUGGUUGGUGAUUAUCGCACCGCAUAAAAAGCCCGAAAUAAAGGAGACUUGGGGAUGGUCCAGGUACGAUAUAGCUUCGUGGUCGGCGGCUGGAGAAGCAAAGCUAUACGGAGGUAGUGGGAAAGGAUCGACUGCAAAUGCAGAUGAUGAUGAGGAAGAGACUGAGUUAGAGAUUGUACGGGAUAAGGUUAAGUUGAGGUUAUAUAGGAGUAACGCGUUUUGA
Kwoniella botswanensis is the source of this 990-nucleotide messenger RNA. RefSeq lists its product as uncharacterized. The record is from RefSeq and is a predicted model, not a curated record. Bases 1 to 990 code for a protein of 329 amino acids. NCBI's taxonomy places the organism in Eukaryota, Fungi, Basidiomycota, Tremellomycetes, Tremellales, Cryptococcaceae. The transcript has 7 exons.